Gadus morhua (Atlantic cod) is the source of this 3063-nucleotide messenger RNA. RefSeq names its product centrosomal protein 83 (gene cep83). Gene Ontology annotation, biological process: establishment of centrosome localization; cilium assembly. The coding region runs from base 157 to 2310 and encodes 717 amino acids. The record is from RefSeq and is a predicted model, not a curated record. Lineage: Eukaryota; Metazoa; Chordata; Actinopteri; Gadiformes; Gadidae. The transcript has 16 exons. Gene Ontology annotation, cellular component: centriole; ciliary transition fiber; centrosome.
AUCGGUCCCCGCAGACGGCGCGUAUCCACAACAGAAGGCUUGUGGGUGUAGCUCUCUAAUCACUUGAGCUUGAUUCGCCGUUAAGCGGUUGUCAUUUUCGCCGGCAGCGUCAAGCAGCCCUGGCCGGGGACUCGACCCGAGCCACCAUGGGAUGAGAUGAACCCCUCUUCGCUCCUCAGCCAGUCCACCCCCCAGCUCCCCGGGGGGCUGUGCGGCCUGGGGACCCCCGCCCUGGGUGUGUCCGCCCUGGGCGCGUCCGCUGGGCCGGGGGUGUCGGAGAUGGAGCUCCAGAAGCUGCUCAUCGAUGAGAGGAUGAGGUGUGAGAACCACAAGAUGAACUACCAGACGCUGAAGGCAGAGCACACCAGGCUGCAGGAGGAGUUGUCGCGGGCCCAGGCGGAGGUAAGGGAGCUGCAGGGGGAGAGGACGGCCCGGCAGGAGAAGCUGCAGCUGCAGCUGGCCGAGCUGAGGGGAGAGCUGCUGGACAAGACCCGCGCUCUGGAGGAGAGCCGGCUGCAGGUGAUGACCCCCCAGAGGCUGGACCUGCUGCGGGCUCAGCUGCAUCAGGAGAUGGAGGCGCCCGUCAGAGAGCGCUUCAACAAGCUGGAGGAGGAGGCGGAGCGGUACCGGUCGGAGUACAACAAGCUGCGCUACACCUACACCCUCCUCAAGGCCCAGGCGGAGCACCAGCAGCAGGAGAGCGCACGCACGCUGGAGGAGAGGAACAUGCACUUUGAGGCCCAGCUGUCCCACCUGGAGCGGGAGAAGGACGACCUGGUGGCCCAGCACCGGGGCUCGGACCCCAGCCGCGACGGCCGCCGCGUGGAGGUGCUGCUCCGGGAGAAGGCCCAGCUCCACCUGCGGCUCAAGAGCAUGGAGGCGGAGGUGGCGGAGCUCCGCGCCCAGCGGGACAACUCGGGCCAGCAGGCGGACAACGUGCAGCGCAUCCAGGUCCGGCAGCUGGCCGAGUCCCAGGCUGCCCUCAAGUCCCUGGAGGCGGAGCGUCAGUCGGUGCGGUCGCAGCUCGAGCGCGUGGAGAGCGAGAUGCGACUCGCUUACGAGCAGAACUCAACGCUGACGGGACGACUGCACAAGGCAGAGAGGGAGGUCAGCAGCCUCACCGACCAGGUGGAGGGCCUGAAGCACUCCCACAAGCUGGACCUGAACAACGUUAGGCUGGAGUGUGCCCGCAGCAAGGGGGAGCUGGAGAGGGAGAGGAACGCCCUGCAGGGCCAGAUGGAUGCUCUGCAGACAGACGUGGAGGUGCUGAGGGCCUGCGGGGAGAGGCAGAAGGAGGUGCUGGUGGAGAAGGAGAGGGAGAUGGUGCGGCGGGUGCAGGCUGCCCGAGAGGACGAGCUCCACAAGAUGGCCAUCCUGCACGAGGAGAAGCUGGAGGUGGAGAACCGCCUGUCAGAGCUGGAGCAGCAGAGGGCGCUGCAGGACACCGCUGGCCACGCCCACCGCGAGGAGUGGGAGGAGCGUCUCCGUGGCGCCCAGCUGGGGGAGGAGUCGGCUCGCAAAGAACUACAAAACCUCAGGACCAAGCUGCUCCAGCAGACCGCCCACCUGGAAGAGCUGGAGAGGAGGAAGGAGGAGCUGGGCGACCUCCGACGGCAGAACCAGGAGCUGGGGGUGCGGAUGGGGACCCUGGUGCACACAGAGGGGGGGCUGCAGGCCUCCAACCAGCGCCUCAAAGACGCCCAGGACAUCCUCCGGGAGGAGCUGAGGGCCGCCCGCGCCCAGGCGGAGAGGAGCCAGCACGACGCCGAGCGGGUUCUGGAGGAGCGGCAGGUCCAGUGGCUGGAGGAGAAGCACGGCCUGCAGGCGGAGCAGGACCUGCUGCAGCACAAGUACGGCCAGGCCAAGGAGCGGCUGCACCGUGCCGCCGGCGCCCAGAAGAAGCGGAAGGCGCAGACGGAGAACAAGGAGAAGCGGCUGCACAAUAAGAUCCAUCAGCUGGAGGCCAGGAUAGCAGAGCUGGAGCUGGAGAGCAGCACAGCCAAGAGGCGUCCCUCCCACUCUGAGGAACAAACCAAUCUCAACCGGCGGCUCAAGGAACUCCAGCGACGACACAGCGAGUUCCGCCACCUCCUAUUGGGCCACCAGGCUCCCACUGGCACAGGCCCCGCCUUCCUUCCCUCCUCGCUCUUCCCCCCGCCGCCCUCAGCCCAGGUCACGGAGGAGCACCACCUGCGGGAGGUGUCCCAGCUCUACCGCCGGCUGGAGGAGCUGGAGAGCGUCCAGCUCCACCAGAUGGAGGAGCUGGGGGCGACUGCUCAGAGGGACCAGGCCGUCUCCGGGCAGUGCUGACCGCUGACCCCCCUGUCGCCUGAAGCCCUUUGACGCCCGACCUCACCGCCUCAAGGCCACGCCCCCUGACCCCCCUCCCACACUUGACCGCUGCACCCUGUCGCCUGAAGCCCUUCGACGCUCGACCUCACCGCCUCAAGGCCACGCCCCUAACCCCCCCCCACACACACUUCUGACCUCUGACCAUGUCGCCUGAACCCCUGAACUUCUCCCCUUUGACUUUCGACCUCAACGCCUUAGGGCUAAACCCCCUGGACCCCCCCCCCCCUCCAUAUUCGACCUUUGACCUCUGGUACCCUGACCUCCAUGCCCACCGUCUCCUAACCUUGUGACCUCUCUGAACACCCACAUACAGAGAGUAUAACCAGCAUCAGUUUCAUUCUGAACCCCCAAAUCUUCCCCAGUAUAAAGAGACUCGUACCAGUACCACUGGCCUCAGGAUUAAUGGCAAUAGAUUAUGAAUUGAUGUUCUGGUUCAAAUGAAUCAAUGAGUUAAACAGUGUUACUGUAAAAAAAAAAAGAGACAAUAUUUCCAAUCCAAUAUUAUAUAUUGGAUUAUACAUCCAUGAUUUUUAAUGUUUUAUAUUGUCACACUCAGGUGCUAUCGUCGCAGUCGGAAAAGGUGUGAGACUCCGAGCCAGGGCUGCAGCUUAGCGCUCCACGUUGCACAUCGUCUUUAUACUUGACUAUUUUCUAGGUUGUUGUACAAAGAAAGUAGUUUGAGCCUGAAUAAAAAAAUAAUCAUUUCACUGA